UGGUCCCGGCCGGUGCGACGUCAUCACAGUGCGCCGAACAGUAACCCAGGCCGGUGUCGCUCUGAUGCCAAUGUCCUAGUGACCGCGGCCUGGUUACUGCUGUCGAGAUGCCGCUGGGUUACACGCCCGAUGAGAAGGCCCGGUUCCAGCAGUUGGUGAAGUUGCGUCGCCAGUGGUUGAAGGACCAGGAGCUGAGCCCACGUGAACCCGUCCUCCCGCCCGAAAGCAAAGGGCCCGUGGCCCGGUUCUGGGAUGGAUUUCUGCAGCCACGGAGUCUCUGGCGGGUUUAUGUGAGUGAAUGUGAACUGUCACCCAGCAGUGAUCAAUAG
Molecule: messenger RNA, 329 nt
Organism: Chiloscyllium plagiosum (whitespotted bambooshark)
Lineage: Eukaryota; Metazoa; Chordata; Chondrichthyes; Orectolobiformes; Hemiscylliidae
Source: RefSeq, a predicted model, not a curated record